AUGAAUGAACCUCAAGACACACUAGAGAAGCCGAUCCCAAUAAACCCGAAAGGAAGAAGCAAAUCUUUCAAUAAGCUGCUGUCCAAAUCGUGGAAGCGCAGUACAAGCAGUUCAAACGCUUCUUUAUCGGGCACUAUGUCGGACCAUAAGAAGUCAAAUUCGAGUAGUCACAAUUAUUUCGAAGACUCAAAAGCAUCGAGCCCUGAUACUAAUUCUCCUUUAGGGUCAAAAUUUUCAAAGUUAAGAAGUCUUUUUGGCUCUGAAGCAAGCUUAAGAUCAGGCAGUGAUGAAAUCAAUAUUCCCAAAAUCAAGCACAUUAGUCCCUUAGCACCUGCAGAUGACGAAAAUUUUAGUCACAUACCGUCUACCAACUUUCCUAAGUCACCAAAAAAUGCACAUUUGGAAGAUCAUUAUCAUCCUUAUGAGACAGCUCAGAACGCAACAUAUGAAAAACAACAUUCCUCAUCAUCUCAUUCAGGCCAAUCUUCAACUACGGAAAAGCCACCUUCUUCCACUAGUAAUCUUUCUAGUCAAUUUAAGAGCUUUCUUCAUGUCAGUAAUGAUAAUCAAAACAGCAUACAAUCCGAUGAACUUUCAAAUACUACUGCAAACAAUUCAAGUUUAUUGCCAUCCUACAAAAACGUAAGUAGUUCAUCAUUGAAUGGAAUAGAUGAAAAUGAGGAGUUGGACGAAUUCAACCAUGCCUCUGAUAAGUUUCAUAAUGGAGGUGAUAGAGCUCCUCCAAAAAAGGAAGUAUAUACAUCUUCGUUAAAGGAAUCAUCAGAAUCUUCAUUUGUUAGCCCAGAUGAUUUGCAGGCGUUUCCAUCUAUCGUUAUUGGGAUUGAAAAUAAUGAGAAACAGGGUGUUGGGUCCACGGAUGAAAAUUCUAAGUUUGCAUUACGGAGGGCCACGUCAGAACCAGAAAAUAAAUUGAAGACCAAUAUCAAAUCACAUCAAACAUCGUUGGAUAACGGAACACAGCUGGGUUUACAUAUUCAACAUCCAAAGGGUGCUGACGUUGUAGAGCCAAAAAGGUCUCGCCGCUUAAGAAAUAAAUCUUUUAGCAACAAAUUCCAGGAUAUUAGAGUUAGUCCACAAUCCUUUGAGAAGAUUAGGUUACUAGGUCAAGGUGAUGUAGGUAAAGUGUAUCUGGUCAAGGAGAAGGCUAGUAAUAGAUUGUAUGCUUUGAAGAUUCUGACCAAGGGGGAAAUGAUCAAAAGAAAGAAAAUUAAAAGAAUUUUGACGGAACAGGAAAUCCUUGCCUCUAGUAAUCAUCCAUUUAUUGUUACGCUAUACCAUUCAUUCCAGACAGAGGACUACUUAUAUCUUUGUAUGGAAUAUUGUAUGGGAGGUGAGUUUUUCAGGGCUUUACAAACGAGAAAGAGUAAGUGCAUUUCAGAGGGCGACGCUAGGUUUUAUGCAAGUGAGGUCACAGCGGCAUUAGAAUAUUUGCAUCUGUUAGGUUUCAUAUAUAGAGAUUUGAAACCAGAAAACAUUCUUUUACAUAAAUCUGGGCAUAUCAUGCUUUCAGAUUUUGAUUUAUCUGUCCAGGCAAAUGACUCAGGUAAAGUAAAGACUCCUAUGAUUAUAACACCCCCAUCAUCAUCUUCUUCAGGUAAAAGAAGUAGAUCAAAUACAAUGAUAGAUACAAAGGUAUUUUCAGAUGGAUUCAGAACCAAUUCAUUCGUCGGCACAGAAGAAUAUAUUGCACCGGAGGUUAUACGAGGUAAUGGUCACACUGCUGCAGUAGAUUGGUGGACAUUGGGUAUAUUAAUCUAUGAGAUGCUUUUUGGCUUUACGCCUUUCAAAGGAUCAAACACCAAUGAAACUUUCUGUAAUAUUUUGAAAAAUGAGGUCACAUUUCCCAAUAAUAAUGAUGUCUCCAGAAAUUGUAAGGAUUUGAUCAAAAAACUAUUAUGCAAGAAUGAACAAAAGAGAUUGGGUUCUAAGAUGGGGGCAGCAGAUAUCAAAAGGCAUCCUUUUUUCAAAAAAGUUCAGUGGUCUUUUCUAAGAAAUCAAGAACCUCCUUUGAUACCUGUUCUUACCGAAAAUGGUUAUGAUUUUACGAAACUAUCCAAAAAUAAGAAGAGACAGGACGCUACAAACAAUGAAGAUCUCGAUGGUGAAAAUAAAAAAUCUUCUCUGGAGGAACUAGAAAAAAUAAUGUUUCAAGAACGUGUAGAGAAUGACGAUGAAAUUUCUGAGGAUAAUCCUUUCCACGAUUUCAAUUCCAUGAGUCUGAUGGAAAAGGACAACGAUUCCUUAAUUUACGGUGACAACAAUUCCUAUGGUAAAAUUUCAUAUACUCCGAAUUCUAACAGAUCAAGGAGUAAUAGUCACAGAAACUUUUUCAAGAAAUAA
This is a messenger RNA of Kazachstania africana CBS 2517, 2361 nucleotides long. RefSeq names its product serine/threonine protein kinase FPK1 (gene FPK1). NCBI's taxonomy places the organism in Eukaryota, Fungi, Ascomycota, Saccharomycetes, Saccharomycetales, Saccharomycetaceae. Gene Ontology annotation, molecular function: protein serine/threonine kinase activity; ATP binding. Gene Ontology annotation, cellular component: cytoplasm; plasma membrane; nucleus. Gene Ontology annotation, biological process: protein phosphorylation. The record is from RefSeq and is a predicted model, not a curated record. The transcript has a single exon. The coding region runs from base 1 to 2361 and encodes 786 amino acids.